CUGUAAAACUCAUGAAAGGUGACUGAACAGUACGUUAACUAUUAAUCAUUGAUUGCAUAAUUUGUUUGCUCCUUUGAAGGUGGUGGUGGUUUCUUUGGCCUUGAGGAAGAGGAAGCAAGAAAUAAGGUAAUGGAUGAGAACAUCCAUAUCCAUACGUGGCCCUGUUCCUAUUACCUCAACUCCGAGAAGCAGUGGGUUCCUGGCAAACUCUUGCUGACACCUGUUUCAGUAAGGUUUACAGCUGACAAAUCUGGAGAACUCCUGGCCAGCUUCCAUCUUUCCAGCAUCAGCGAGAUCAAGAAAGAAUCUUCCACCUUCAUUUUUAGUUCCCUCACUCUUUUGGAGAACAAUACCAAGCACUGGUUCAGUUCCCUUCAGCCUAAUCGAAAUGUGGUCUUCAAUGUUCUUGAACAUUUUUGGAGAGAACAGCUGCUGUCAUCUGAUGGGGCUGGGGCACAGACAGCUUGUCCCCAGACAUCCAAGGGCAAGGAGUUAACCGGUUUGUUGAUGGGAUCUCAGAAGCGCCUGGAAGAUACUGCGAAGGUGCUUGAGCACCAGGGUGAACAGUUUGAUAACAUCAUGAAGGGGCUGGACAAGAUUGAAUCAGAGAUGGAUGUGGCAGACAGGUUAUUGUCAGAACUUGAAUCUCCAUCUUGGUGGCCUUUUGGUGGAAAACUACCCAAGGUAGUGUCUGAAGGAGGAAAGGUGAAGGAGAACCCCAUGGGUUCAGGUUCUAAAGGCAAGGAUGGAGUGAUAGUGCAAAUCCCAGUUAUCAUCACCGAAAGGACAGAUUCUAAUGUCAAACCAGGCAGCCUCAUGCUCUCAGUUUCUGGCCUGAAGAUCAGCGACUCCAAGUCUCAGCUGCUACACUGGUUUGACAAGAGGGAUGUUGAUGACGUGAAAGUUCACACACCCUAUGAAAUCUCUAUCCGCCAGAGGUUCAUUGGGAAGCCAGACAUCUGCUAUCGGCUGCUGUCGGCAAAGAUGCCAGAAGCCAUCCCCUUCCUGGAGAUGCAGUUCAGCAAGAAGAUUCAGUUCCUGGAGGAUGCUUUGGGGCUGGCGCAGGCUAGGAGGACUCCUCAAGAGGAGUUUGGGGGUUCCAUUUGGCAAGCAGCUACUGGACUGGUUGGAAGCAUAGUGCAAGCUGGAUCAACACCCUCCUCCUCUCAAGGAACUGGAGGCAACCAGCAGGCUCAGAUACAGAAGGAAAAACAGGUUGUUUCAGAGAGUGAAACACAGGAACUCAGGCAGAUCCUUCGGAGACUCAAGUGUCUGGCCUUGGAAACAGAAACGGAGCUGGAACGUCAGGAUGAAAGCCUGGAUGUCAUUACUUCUUCUGUGGAUCGAGCCACCAUGAACAUUGACAGGCAGAACCGCAGAAUCAGGAAACUAACCUAGGACCCGCAGGAGGUCUUUUGCAGCUGUAAAGUGGAGGUGCCUGUUCAUCUGGGCCACAUACUGGGAACGUCCUUUGUGUUGGCUGGUGUCAAAUUUUCAAAGGGGGCUUGCGUUAGCAAAGCAAGAAAAUCAUGGACAAGGAAGGUGGUUCUGAUCAUGUAUUAUUAAAUGAAGGGAAUGUCCUGUAAGUUGCAAAGGAAGAAGAAACCUUUCUGCUGUUCUCCAACUGAUCUAAGAAUACUACAUUGCAUGGUCCUUGGCAAUGUUUCGAUGGGACCUGUUGCCCAAGGGAAUUAGCCACAUGCAGCCAUGUACCAGAGAGAAUCUCAAGCUGCACAUGAAAACAAGGCAAUGUGAUUUGCAGAUCUUUCUUUUAAUUCACCUGUUGGACCACAGACUGACUUCUUAACCACCUCUAUAGCACCUUGAGUUUGCUGAGUCUUCAUGUCUUCAGGGAAUGACCUGUCUGGGUUGGCCUUAACCCUGUGAGAACAUCCCAUUCCUCUGAGAAGCAUUGUGCAGAAGUUCAUUUAUGUCACCCUCAGAGCUUUUUCUAUAGGGAAACGAAGGCAUUUUAGAAAGUAAAUAAGUGAGCAGAGGAAUUGCCGCGCUGGGUCGGGCCCACCUAUUCAGAAUUUUGCUUCCAGUGCAGACUUCCAGAUGCUUCCAGCAAGCCUAUUUCAAGGCAAUAGCACCCCUCUGUUGUUUGUUUAAGUCUCUUACGUGGACCUACGUGGCCCCUAAACCUGGAAGAACCAUUUAGUAUCUGAACCAGCGAGCAUUGCUAGGCCGCCGUAUCCACCAACUUGUUGACAUAAAUAUUUUUUAAAAACCUAAGCCAGAGGCAAAACUGCCAGUUGACUUAAUGGAAUUGACCUGCUGGCCACCUGAAAAGGAAGAACAGUUUUAUUUCUCUUGCCUUUUCCAACAGAGGAGAAAAAUGGGGACUCUCCCCACUCUUGAACAAUCCUUAUAUAGCUUUGUGCACUUUAACUAUUUAUUAUAACAGAAAAGGGACUGGCUGUUAGUAUUUGAACUGUUAUUUAGUCCUGUCGUGUUGAAAUCUAUUUCGUUGAAUGCCAUUUAACAGACUCAUCCAUCCUGAAAAAAUACUGUACAUAACAAUUUCUAAAGGUGAUGUUACAUAGAACAGAGAAAGAAACUUGGGGUGGGAAUGUGGGGCAGGAGCCUCAGUGAUAUUUAACACAAUGGAUUGAAUGCUCUUAUUUUGUGUUUCUUUUGGCGUGGCCAUAGGGCCUGCCCAAAAUGAAAUGAACGGAAUUGAUUUUGCAGAUUUAGGAUGAUUAACGACGGAAACAUGCAAAUCAGAAUCCAGAAGCAACAUUUGGGUUCCCAGCUGGGAGAAGAGAUUUCUUGGGGUAGCAGGAUCUGAAUUCUGGUAGAAUCAAAAGGAAAGUUGAGUUUCAGCCUGUGAGAUUCGCUGGUUUUAAUACAGAUAGAAGUUGUUUUAGCUUCAUUCUAAUAAGACCCUACGGGCACUUCUCUGCUAUUGUAGAUGUAGCGAAGAUUGGAGAAGAAUGGUUAAAAGAAAAGGUGGUACUUCGCCAAACACUUCAAAGAUUAUUUUCACUGCAAAAAGGUAAUUUCAGGAAGGGGAGAGAGAGGGUGUUCUUGGGGGGGCGGGGGAGUAUACACAAAUUUUUACACAAAUUUAUUUGCCGCUGUCACAGCAGACGAGGGUAAUGUGUUGAACCAGUGUCCUCUUCGUAGCAUGGCCCUCAGCCCUUUGGGCUGGGAAUGGUAGGAACUGAAGUGCAAUAGUCACGAACGGCUGGCUGGUUCGAUGCUUUUGUAGUGUCCCUCUGAGCGCAGAACGCAAUGCUUUUCUCAGCUCAGUGGCCACACUUAACUUUUUGUGGCAUUUAGGGCAGAAUAUACUCCAAUGUGUAGGUGGAUCCAGGAGAGAGGAGUGGAGGAGAGGAUGAGAAAAACUAAAAUUGAUUUCAUUUCACUGAACUUUCAAUCGAAUGAAACUAAACUAAAUACAGAGUUAGUAUGAUCAGCCCCCAAGUAUUAUAAUUUUCCACGUAGGAAAAGGUCUAAUUUGUCAUAAGCAUCUGGGCUACAUUGACAUACACUUGAUAUCAGUUAGCCCUACAGCUGCAUCCGCAUAAUAUAAAUCUGGUUAGUUUUAAUCUUAGUUGCUCCAUUGGCUUAGUGCGCUACAUAUACCCAGCUUCUGUUUCGGCAUAUUGUGCAAACCCAGAAAAUGGGUUAAUUAAGUAACCAAAAUAAGCAUGUUGCACAAGGCAGGCCUGCGAGGCUACGUUCAGCCCUUCCAGGGGCUGUUAGCAGGCAAAUUCCGUAGCAUUUUGCUAGAUGCAAAGAGGUAUCCCUGAUGACCCCUCUCUUGCUAUAGAUGUUACGAUACUCUGCCAGAUCUGCUCUGCAGAAAUCCAGAGGAUGAUUAGACGGCAAGAAAUGGUGGGGAUUCACUGCGCAUGGCCAAGCCCAGCCUUUCCUAACGGGUGUCAGCUCCCAGAAUUCUCUAGCUGGGUGAUCAUUGCUUAGAAUUGUGGGUGGUGAAAUCUUUGCCUCUGGAUUGGUAGAGGCUGAUCUAGAGAUUUCUUCCCUGUUGUGUUAUGUGUGGAAUUCCUUUUCUUCAAGUCCUCACUUAACAGCCACAAUUGGGACUGGCAGAAAACCCCAUGACGGUGCGGGCUUACGACCUCACUUCCCCUUCAGUCAUUAAGCGAAAUAUCACAUGACCAUGACUUAUGAUUUUACUUCUGCC
Python bivittatus (Burmese python) is the source of this 4153-nucleotide messenger RNA. Lineage: Eukaryota; Metazoa; Chordata; Lepidosauria; Squamata; Pythonidae. The record is from RefSeq and is a predicted model, not a curated record.